This is a messenger RNA of Papaver somniferum (opium poppy), 4392 nucleotides long. RefSeq names its product PH, RCC1 and FYVE domains-containing protein 1-like. Bases 281 to 3760 code for a protein of 1159 amino acids. The record is from RefSeq and is a predicted model, not a curated record. NCBI's taxonomy places the organism in Eukaryota, Viridiplantae, Streptophyta, Magnoliopsida, Ranunculales, Papaveraceae. Gene Ontology annotation, molecular function: metal ion binding. The transcript is spliced from 10 exons.
GAUCUUUCCUUGGUUUCCGGAUGACUCAUUUACAGGUUAUACAAUCUGAUCGAAAUUUCAGAUCAAACUUUUUUCAUGAAUUUUACGUCAAGCAGCUUAGAAUCAUAGACAAUUGCAGGAAGAUAGAUCGAGAAAUUGAUGUUAGGCCACGAAAGAAGAAAACAUUGUCAUCUAUGACGACUGAGGUACAAAGGUUGAAGAACCUGAUGCAGUUGUUUGGAUCAUUUUACGCAUCUUCGUCGUCUUCGUCUGAUUCUUCACAAUUAUUUCAGAUGAUGGAAUGGCAGAUCCAGUCAGUUAUGGGAAUUCUGGACGUGACAUUGAACAAGCACUUGUUGUUCUGAAGAAAGGCACUCAACUAAUCAAGUAUAGUCGCAAAGGGAAGCCUAAACUUUGUCCAUUCAGAAUAUCCCCUGAUGAAGCAACACUUAUUUGGUACUCACGUGGAGAAGAAAGAAAUUUGAAGUUAUCUUCCGUCUCACGGAUUAUUGCUGGGCAGAGAACUGCUGUCUUUAGGAGGUACCUGCGUCCUGAAAAAGAAUAUUUAUCGUUUUCUCUUAUCUAUAAAAACGGGGAAAGAUCUCUUGAUCUGAUAUGCAAGGACAAAACUGAAGCAGAGGUGUGGUUUGCGGGUCUUAAGGAAUUGAUAUCCACAGGCCAGCAAAGUAGGCGUAGCAGAAGUGAACUUCCUGAUUUUCAAGAAGGUGGCCUUUUAUUUGGUGCAGCAUUAGAAGUUUCUUCAACUCUUUCCCGUGAUAAUCCUCUGAAUUUGAUAAGCCCAGAUGUUGGGUCAGAUCGUGCAAGUAUGCAAAGACCAAGUAAUGCAGAUGGUGGUUUCCGGAUUAGUGUUUCAAGUGCAGCUCCUAGCUAUUCAAGUCAAGGUAGUGGACCAGAUGAUAUAGAAUCUUUAGGUGAUGUAUACGUUUGGGGAGAAGUUUAUAGUGAUGGGAAUUUGAACGAGGGGUCUGUGACCUCUUUCCCUUCAAAAAGUGAUGUGCUUCUUCCUAAGCCCUUAGAGUCAACUGUAGUUCUAGAUGUACAUCAGAUUUCUUCUGGUUCUAGGCAUGCUGCUCUCGUAACCAGGCAAGGUGAGGUUUUCUCAUGGGGUGAACAAUUUGGUGGACGGCUUGGUCAUGGAAUUGAUAAAGAUUGCAGUUGUCCUCGUCUGGUUGAAUUUUUGGCAGUGAACAAUGUAGAAUAUAUUGCAUGCGGUGAGUAUCAUACAUGCGCUAUAUCUACGGCUGGUGAUCUAUUUACGUGGGGGGAUGGUACCUAUUUUGCAGGCCUUCUUGGUCAUUCCACUGAAGUUAGCCACUGGGCACCUAAAAGAGUUUCUGGUCCCAUAGAAGGACUUCAAGUUUUGUCUGUUGCGUGUGGGUCAUGGCACUCAGCACUGGCCACUACAAGUGGACAAUUGUUUACAUUUGGUAACGGGGCGUUUGGUGCUUUAGGCCAUGGGAAUCUUGAGAGUGUUUCAUACCCAAGAGAGGUUGAAGCUUUGAGCGGCUUUAAGGCUGUUAAGGUUGCAUGUGGUAUCUGGCACACUGCAGCUGUUGUAGAGGUUAUGGGUCAGCAAGGAACAGCCAUAUCUAGAAAGUUAUUCACGUGGGGUGGUGGUGACAAAUAUCGAUUAGGUCAUGGGGACAAGGAUGCUCGUCUGGUUCCUACAUGUGUCGCGCCACUUAUUGAUUACAAUUUCCUAACGAUGGCAUGUGGAGAAAAUAUAACUGUUGCCUUAACAACAUCAGGGCAUGUGUUUACCAUGGGAAGCACAGCUUAUGGUCAGUUAGGCAACCCAUUGUCUAAUGGUAAAUUACCAUGCUUGGUACAGGAUAAAUUAGUUGGUGAAUUUGUUGAAGAGGUUUCAUGCGGUGCAUGCCAUGUUGCGGUCCUAACAUCAAGAAGUGAAGUUUUCACCUGGGGUUGUGGUGCAAAUGGUAGACUGGGGCACGGGGAUACUGAUGAUCGCAAAGCUCCAACCCUAGUUGAAGCCCUUAGAGAGAGGCAUGUUAAAAGCAUUUCAUGUGGCUCGAAUUUCACUGCAAGCAUAUGCAUUCAUAAGUGGGUGUCAGGUGCAGACCAAUCGCUAUGUUCUGGCUGUAGGCAAGCAUUUGGUUUUACCAGAAAGAGACAUAACUGUUACCAUUGUGGUCUGGUGCAUUGCCAUGCUUGCAGUUCCAAAAAAGCCUCAAGAGCUGCAUUAGCUCCAAUUCCAGGAAAGCCACAUCGUGUAUGUGAUUCUUGUUAUACGAAACUUAAAGCAUCAGAAAAUGGCAGUGUCUCUUCCUCUAUUAGGAAGAAUUUAGGUCCUCGAAGAUCAAUGGACAUUAGGGAGAGGUUGGACAAACUGGAUCUAAGGCCUUCAAAGCCUCUAUUGUCUUCUGGUACAGAAGCACUGAAGCACCCUGAUGUCAGGUCAUUUAAGCAAGGUGGAGCAAAAUUUGAUUCUCUUUCGACAACAGGAGGUUCCCAAGUUUCGUCUCUCUCCCAACUUAAAGAUAUUUCUUUUCCAAGUUCAUUGAGCGCAAUUCAACAGGCUUUAAAGCCAGUUGCUACCUCUGCACCUCCUCAGCCUCAGGCUGCAGUACCUUCUAGACCGGCUUCACCAUAUGCGCGAAGGCCAAGUCCUCCACGCUCUGCCACUCCUGUAUUUUCUAAAAGUAUUAUUGAUAGCCUCAAGAAAACAAAUGAGCUUUUGAACCAAGAAGUCACGAGGUUGCAAAACCAGGUGAAGAGUUUGAAACAGAAAUAUGACACUCAAGAGGUAGAGCUACAGAAAUCACAAAUAAGAGCAGAGGAAGAAUCGUCCAAAUGUAUACAAGUGAUGGAAGUAAUCAAGGCUACCGCUGCCCAGUUGAAGGCCAUGACAGAAACGUUACCCGCGGAUGUGUAUGACAGUGAAACAUUAAGAGCCAUGCAUAGUCAAGUGGAAGCUCUGCUACAAACUAAUGGAAUGGACACAUCAAAAACAUCUUCCUUCCGGUUUAGAAGUUCAGGGGCUGACCAUCAACAUAUGGACAAGCCUCCUUUGGCCAACGGAUCUUUUAGACCAUCUACAUCUGCCAUCAUACCUCAUCAAAGCAAUGAGAAUGGUGUUACAACACCUAGGAUUUCAUCUGCUAAUACAGGAGUGGAAGUGACAGAACAAUUUGAAUCUGGUGUCUACAUAACUCUAGUUCAACUACUAAACGGCACCAAAAUUUUCAAACGUGUCAGAUUUAGUAAAAGAAAAUUUGAUGGGCAACAAGCAGCAGAGUGGUGGAAGGAGAACAGUCAUAGAGUGUUUAUGAAGUACACGAAUCUUGGGGGUGACAUUACUCAAAUUGGAUCCUCCAGCAAUGGGAAAACUGCUGAGCAAGAAGAUUUGGCGAGGCAUUCAGUAAACACAAAAGCUGGUGAGGAAGAAGAGCCAGGCACGCCUUCUGCCAAUGCAAAAACUGCGGAAGAAGAAGAGCCAGCGACACCUUCUGCAGACGGAAAAAGUACCAAAGAAGAAGAGCCCUCUGCAAAUGCAACAAGUGCUGAGGAAGAAGAGCCAGGGACACCUUCUGCAUACAGAAAAACUACCGAGGAAGAAGAUCCUUCUGCAAAUGCAACAAAUGCCGAGGAGGAUGUGGUGGAUAAGCCUUUGGCUGAUGAAACAACUGGUAAAGAAGAAGAAGCAAUGACACCUUCUGCCAAUGCCACUGGUGAUGAAGAAGAGGCAGGGCCAACUUCUGCCAAGGAAACGAGUGAGCCUGCACCACCUCCUGGAACCUAGCUUAUAUGACCGGAAUCCAUAUGGUGUUAUGGAUAUGAGAUUAGUCGGCUUGCCCUCAGCAGUACAGCUCGAGAUUCAUUUUUAACCCCAAAAAUUAGGUAGGUAAGCAGUUUUUGUCAUUUUCAUUUGAUUCAUCUCUCCUGCUGGAAAGUGUUGCAGCAAGGUACAGUUUCUUACUUGAACUAGAGCUCGUUACAAAUACAAGCAAAACAUUCCAACACAGAUAAGAUGCAUAACCUAACUAAUCAACCCAUACAUUGAUGACAGAGCAGGCACAAGUUCAGAAAAUAUUCCUUCAUAAUAACUGUUCAAAAAACAGUUGGCAAAAUCGGAGAUUAAUAAAAUCUUGAAUCAUAGAAAGGGGCACCUAAAUCAUUCUUUCACCACCAAAUAUUUCAGUUUUUACUGAACUCCUGGCCACAGUUCACAUAAUCAUACACAUUAACUCUGUCGCUGGAGCAACAUGUAUGAACAAUGAUGCUCAGAAAAGAAUCCUUGUUUUGGCCAUGUAGCAGAAGCUGCCAAAAGACAUGGAAAGCAGUUACGGUUCAUGGGAGUUUGACAGACCUUGGGGGGAAGCUAUUUUCCCAAACCGGCCCACUUAUAAAGUACCUGCCAUCGGUACCUGUCCA